CCAAAACUAUGGGUCGUUUCGUGUUGAUCACUGCCCAUUUUCCUUUCACGAGGAUCGCGCAUUCCAGAGACAUUCAGCCGUCGCGAGCCGAGUCAAAGGUUUAAAACCCCCCUUCCUAAUCAUCUCUUCUGACUUGGGUGAAAUAUCUUUCUCAACUACCACCAACUAUACACGCAUUCUGUACCCAAUUCCUUCCUCUCCAACCAUUACAGGCGUUGUUAAGCCCGGUGCGAUCGCAGGGGAAGACAAAGGGAGGGAAAGUGUUUGGAGGCAACUUUGUUCUUACCAUUUAGUGGGGACCUCUUGCAUCAUUCAUCAUUACUCAAUAGAUCUAAGUUUCUUUGUUAAUCUCAGCUUGCACUGAUAAGUUCACUAGCUGGGUUGUAUUGUGUUGCUGAUAUUUAGUGAAGUUCUCAGCUAUUGUCUGGCUACAUUAUGAGAAACGGAACUCAGAUGGUGGGUGAAUGUUCUAGCUCGACUUCCUUAAGCAGCCAGCAGGAUGUUGAGGAUGACCAGAUGAUUGCUGUUGUUCUCUCAGAAGAGUUUGCUGAGGUAGAUGGUGCAAUUGCUAGACGCCUUUCCAAUCUGGCAUCUGUUCCUCAUGUUCCACGGAUAAAUACCUACAUUCCCAACUUAAGUGAAGCCAAUUUGGAUUACCAAAGAUUGCUCCAGAGGCUUAAUAUUUAUGGUUUAUAUGAAGUUAAGGUCGCUGGAGAUGGGAAUUGUCAGUUUCGUGCACUUUCAGACCAGAUGUAUAAGUCUCCAGAGCAUCACAAGCAUGUUCGAAAGGAAAUUGUGAAACAGCUCAAAGACUACCGUUCUCUGUAUGAAGGCUAUGUCCCAAUGAAGUACAAACAUUAUUAUAAGAAAAUGGCGAAACCUGGUGAAUGGGGUGACCAUCUUACCUUGCAAGCAGCAGCUGAUAAGUUUGCUGCGAAGAUAUGUCUACUGACUUCAUUUAGAGACACCUGCUUUAUUGAAAUCAUUCCACAGUUCCAGGCACCAAAACGAGAGUUGUGGUUGAGUUUCUGGUCUGAGGUACAUUACAAUUCAAUAUAUGAAAUCCAAGACGCUCCAAUUCAACAGAAGCCAAGGAGAAAACAUUGGCUGUUCUAGAGAAAAGAGAUGGUUGAUUUUUUUAAGGCAAGGUGGUCAUAGAAUUUUGUAGGGAGCGCACUUUCGACCCAUGUUACAUAUUUAUUCUUUUUCCCAUUUUGCCCUUUCAAUUUUUCUACUUAUCUACAUUAUUUGACAUUAUAAUCGUAUAUUUGGCUACAUGCAUUGAUGUAGGUGGACAUGGAAAGUUUAAAUAACAAAGUCUAAAUAUUAUUUGAUCCUUCUAAAA
Messenger RNA from Malania oleifera, 1345 nucleotides. RefSeq names its product OVARIAN TUMOR DOMAIN-containing deubiquitinating enzyme 12. Gene Ontology annotation, biological process: protein deubiquitination. The record is from RefSeq and is a predicted model, not a curated record. The transcript is spliced from 11 exons. Bases 436 to 1116 code for a protein of 226 amino acids. Lineage: Eukaryota; Viridiplantae; Streptophyta; Magnoliopsida; Santalales; Ximeniaceae. Gene Ontology annotation, molecular function: cysteine-type deubiquitinase activity.